Candidula unifasciata is the source of this 596-nucleotide messenger RNA. The record is from the annotation of a GenBank genome assembly. NCBI's taxonomy places the organism in Eukaryota, Metazoa, Mollusca, Gastropoda, Stylommatophora, Geomitridae.
AUGAAGCUUUACACAGACCUAGGCAAUUUCCAAACACUGAAGGUACUGCUAGCGGCAAGAUUAUCUGGCCACUCCAUCCAGCUUGUGGAAGUGAAGAAAGGAGAUAUAGUUGUGCCAUAUUUUACAAAGUCCAAGUUACCAGUGCUAGAACUAGAGGAUGGAAAAUAUCUGUUCUCUGCAAACACAGCAGCAAAAUACUUUUAUUUGAAGACAAACAAAGUUACAGAUGAAGAUGCGGAGAACAUACUGUUGGACUGGGAAUUUACACAGUUGUUGCCCACAGUUGUGACCUACUUGCUAGGGGUGUCAGGUCAUGAGAAGAAGACCAACAUAUUGGCAGAUCAGCUUGCAAAUCUUUUGCUGGAGGUUGAUGGCAAGCUGUCAAAGACCACAUUUCUACUAGGACAUCAGAUGACCGCUAGUGAUGUUUGUAUCUUCAGUACCAUAUAUCCAUUGCUGGGUUUGAAACUGCAAGAUCUGAUUCAAAAUCUGGCCAACAUGAAACGGUGGACCGCUGACAUCCUUGCCUUGGAGACUGUCAGUACAGCAAUCAAAGAUCUGUGUGGUGACAAGGGAGCUGAGAUUUUUAGGGUAAA